UCCAUCUUUGACUUGUAAAAACCAAAUCAAUUACCCAAUGGCUUCUUUGUUAGCUCAAUAUUUGGUUUUUCUUGCCUUAUGCUCUUUGCAAUAUCAUAGUUUGGCUUAUAAUAACUUUAAUCAAGAUUUUGAUGUUACAUGGGGAGAUGGUAGGGCAAAGGUUCUCAACAAUGGAAAACUUCUUACUCUCUCCCUUGACAAAGCCUCUGGUUCCGGUAUUCAAUCCAAGAGAGAGUAUUUAUUUGGAAGGAUUGAUAUGCAGUUGAAACUCGUACGUGGAAAUUCAGCUGGCACUGUUACUACAUAUUACUUAUCAUCACAAGGGGCAACACAUGAUGAGAUAGAUUUUGAAUUCUUGGGCAAUCUUAGUGGUGAUCCUUAUAUUAUUCAUACAAAUGUUUACACUCAAGGCAAAGGUGACAAAGAACAGCAAUUCUACUUAUGGUUUGAUCCAACUGCUGGUUUUCAUACCUACUCCAUUCUUUGGAACCCACAAACAAUUAUAUUUUAUGUGGAUGGCACACCUAUAAGAGUGUUCAAGAACAUGAAGUCAAGAGGAAUACCAUACCCAAACAAGCAACCAAUGAGAGUAUAUGCAAGUCUAUGGAAUGCAGAUGAUUGGGCUACUAGGGGUGGCCUAAUUAAAACAGAUUGGUCCAAUGCUCCAUUUAUAGCCUCUUUUAGAAAUUUCAAAGCCAAUGCUUGUGUUUGGGAAUUUGGAAAAUCAUCAUGUAAUAGUAGCACAAAUCCAUGGUUUUUUCAAGAACUUGAUUCAACAAGCCAAGCUAAGUUACAAUGGGUGCAGAAAAAUUAUAUGGUUUAUAAUUAUUGUACUGAUAUUAAAAGGUUUCCUCAAGGUUUUCCUCUAGAAUGUAAUUUCAACUCCACAACUAGUUAAAAUUGUUUUGUAUAUUAGUCUUGGUAAUUAUCAAAUUCCUCUUGUAAUUGACGGAAUUCAUUUUCAGAGAUAAUAAAUUACAAAUAGAAUCAUGUAAUAAGAUGUAAUGCUACAUGAAUAGGACAAUCGCAGUGCAAAUACAAUAUUUCUUGUCUUUGUAAGUUUUUUGAGUUUUGUAAUAAAUGAAGUUUCAUUCGGACUU
Molecule: messenger RNA, 1100 nt
Organism: Nicotiana tabacum (common tobacco)
Lineage: Eukaryota; Viridiplantae; Streptophyta; Magnoliopsida; Solanales; Solanaceae
Source: RefSeq, a predicted model, not a curated record